AUGACCAAGCGGGAGGCGAACGUGCCCGCCCCUUUCGCGUGCGCCCUUCAUGGAGGAUACGCCGACUUAAUCGGUGGAAAUUCCCGUGAUUUUCUUCCUUCUGUCCAUCUUGUUCUCAAUGUUUACCUCUGUGCAUCAGAAGGCAAAUUUGAGAGUAACAUGGUCAAUAAGGCGACGGUCGUGACAAUGCCCUCGCAGUUGACUGGCACGAAAGUGGCAUCUGUCCUGACGCAGUUUGCAAGAGGUGAGCGUAGCAGUGCUGCAAUGACUUGUGCGCGAUGCUAG
Peronospora matthiolae is the source of this 285-nucleotide messenger RNA. The record is from the annotation of a GenBank genome assembly. NCBI's taxonomy places the organism in Eukaryota, Oomycota, Peronosporomycetes, Peronosporales, Peronosporaceae.